AUGGCGACACCUGAAGAUUUGUUUACGGAAUUGAAUAAGUUGAAAAAAGACUGUUUAAUUGACUUUUUAAUUAACAGAAAAGUUCCAACUAAUAUUGUUGUAAGUGAUUCAGUAAGAAGGUUGGUGGAAUGCAACGAAAAUAGUGAACUUGUUGACAAAUCACGUGAAAGUUCGAAUAUAACCUCAAAAGGUUUCAACGACGAUGUGCGUAUUUUGAAACUGGAAUACGAGCUUCAGUUGUCAAAAACAGAGCUAAAAUGUUCUAAAAAACUAAUGGUUGAAUAUGAACGUUCAAUAAAGAAUCAACAAAUAGUAAUUGAUAUGUUUAAAGACACUACUAAAAAUCAAAUAGUAUCCAGCGUUGCCACUGGACCCUCUUUUUCUCAAAAAUCGAAGAAAGAGGAAAAUAUUCAAGAUCAGAAAAAAAUUGUGAAAAACAAUAAAGAUGAAAAUUUAAAUCAGGAAGGUAUGCAGAAGAAAAUUGUUAGUGAUCAAGAUAAUUCAAAAAACACCACAAAAAUCGUUAUGGGUAGUGGUAAAACAUCUACUCAAAGCUUUUCAUUAGCAUUAAAGAGAGCAUGGUUAUAUAUUGGAAAGAUUGUUCUUGGAACAAAAGUAAAACAGAUCGAGGAACAUCUUAAGAAUACAUUUCCAGAAGAAAAUUUUAUAUUGGAAGAACUUUCAUGUCAUAAGGAGUCUUCAAGCAUGUCUUUUAAGCUUGGUGCAGAUAUUAAACUCCUGGAACAGUUGAACAAUCCGCAAUUAUGGCCGGAAGGAGUUAUAGUGAAAAGAUUUUUUUUCGUCUAA
This is a messenger RNA of Brassicogethes aeneus, 807 nucleotides long. The record is from the annotation of a GenBank genome assembly. NCBI's taxonomy places the organism in Eukaryota, Metazoa, Arthropoda, Insecta, Coleoptera, Nitidulidae.